Molecule: messenger RNA, 327 nt
Organism: Nerophis lumbriciformis (worm pipefish)
Lineage: Eukaryota; Metazoa; Chordata; Actinopteri; Syngnathiformes; Syngnathidae
Source: RefSeq, a predicted model, not a curated record
AUGGCAGCGGCGAUGGACGUAGAUGCACCUAGCUGCUCCAGUAGCGGAGCGAGCAAGAAGCGAUUUGAGGUUAAAAAGUGGAAUGCUGUGGCUCUGUGGGCUUGGGACAUAGUUGUGGAUAACUGUGCCAUAUGUAGAAACCACAUCAUGGAUCUUUGUAUUGAAUGCCAGGCCAACCAAGCUUCUGCGACAUCGGAGGAGUGCACAGUAGCAUGGGGUGUCUGCAAUCACGCCUUCCACUUUCACUGUAUUUCCCGCUGGCUUAAAACUAGACAAGUGUGCCCGCUCGACAACAGAGAGUGGGAGUUCCAGAAGUAUGGACACUAG